GCUUAUGGUGUCCUUUUUUUGCUAGCUAGAUGAUGAUGCUUUUGCCAUUUGUGUGAUAUUUCCUACAUGGAACCUUUGGCUGAAUAUAUAUAUGUUUUAACUAUCUACAACAUGCUAUUUCUCCUUACUUGUAUUAUAUAUGUCACUUGUAGAAGCAUGGCUGAACCAAAAAAUAAGAAGGCUAGUAGGACUUACCUUGUGUGGACUAAUGAGAUGGACACUGCAUUAUUGUCCGUUCUUGUUGACCAUCACAACAGAGGUGACCAUGCACAAAAUGGUUGGAAGCCACAUGUGUACAAUGCUUGCAUAAAGCAUGUGAAGGAGACAUGUAAUAUUGUCAUCAACAAAGACAAGAUAGUAGCAAGAAUUAAAACAUUUGACAAGCAUUAUGAAGUUAUCAACAAGAUGCUUUCCCAGAGUGGCUUUGGAUGGGAUUGGGAUAAUAACAUGGUGAGUGUUGACAGUGAUGAAGUGUGGGCUAGAUAUGUGGAGGCAAACAAGGAUGCAGCUCCAUAUAGGCACAAAGAAGUGAAGAAUUGGCAAGCUAUCUCUACUAUAUAUUCAAAAGACCAUGCCACGGGUGCAGGUGCAAGGACAGGAGGUGAGUGUGCUCAAGUUGGAUCCUCAUCCGUUCCUCAGGUGGUGGUUGAGGAUGAUGAAGAAACUCCAGAGCUGCCUAAGAAGAAGAAGCAACGCACUGCUGAUGCUAUCAUGAGCAUGGUGGGAGAGCUGAGAAUGACGUUUGAGGAGGCUUUGAACUCAACCGCCCCACUACCACCACCACCACCACCACCAGCACCAAAGGUUACUCCUUCAUCUGAAAUCUUGGUUGAACUGAAGAAAAUACCAGAUUUGGUGGGUAAUGAGCUGUUGAUAGCUUAUGGGAAGGUCACCGCCAACGAGCGCACCUUCGAAUCACUCAUGGCACUACCCAUGGAACUGAGGAAGGCAUGGCUCAUGACCUUGCCUUGAUGAUUUGUGAGACGUACUGUAUCCACUUUGUGCUAUUUGU
Molecule: messenger RNA, 1012 nt
Organism: Lolium perenne
Lineage: Eukaryota; Viridiplantae; Streptophyta; Magnoliopsida; Poales; Poaceae
Source: RefSeq, a predicted model, not a curated record